Hippocampus zosterae (dwarf seahorse) is the source of this 4718-nucleotide messenger RNA. RefSeq names its product inhibitory synaptic factor 1 (gene insyn1). The record is from RefSeq and is a predicted model, not a curated record. NCBI's taxonomy places the organism in Eukaryota, Metazoa, Chordata, Actinopteri, Syngnathiformes, Syngnathidae. Bases 1831 to 2781 code for a protein of 316 amino acids. The transcript has 4 exons. Gene Ontology annotation, cellular component: postsynaptic density. Gene Ontology annotation, biological process: inhibitory postsynaptic potential.
CUCCUCCUCUGCCGAGUGGAAGCGAAGAGCCGAGUGGUGCUGGCAGGAGUCUGAGCCACACGAUAAACUCUGGCAUCAGCUUGCCUCCAUCCGGCAGUCAGGGGGGACACGGCGAGGGUGCAGAGAGACGAGAGAAAGACCAAGCGUGUCAGAAGGCGGGGGAGAGAGUGAGUGAAAGAGAAAGAGAGCGAGAGAGAGAGAGAGAGAGGAGGUGGCUCGGGGAGAUUGUGGUCAGUACUAUGAGACGAAGCGAAUAGACGAGUGAGGAGAAGCUGUCAUCUGAGCCCAGCUUCCCUUUUUUUCACAGCUUUGCCCGUCUGUCGGCUGCCUCGCGACGGGCAGGCGAACGCCAGCGGGGGAUGACUGGUGGCUCGUUUUCAGCGGCACGGUUAUUGGAGUGACGCUCGCGGCGGCACUGACAGGAUCGGAGGCGGCGGCAUCUUCUCCAGCCACUUCGGGCUCAUCCGACAGACUGCCGGUUGCUCUUUCUCACCUCCUCCUGCCUGUCCUCCCCAUAGCUUCAUCUUCUUCUUCCUGAUGAGCCCGCGAGUGAAAGACCCCUGCAGAUAGAGGCUUCUCUCUGUCAAGACAGUGCCAUGUGCGGUUGUCCGGUGCGCCCCGUGGCAGCGGCGUUGCCCCGGAUCUGGAGGGAAACGCAUCGCCUUUCUCAUUCUCGGGGGCUCCAACGGGAAUCUUUGCUUGGAUUUAUCUCAUCCUGUUGGAUGGCUCUCUGAAAGAAGAGUCCGCAGAGGAAACCACAUACAGCACGGAUAAGAAGUAAAAUAAUUAUCCAAUCAUGGCAAGGAGAGGCAGACCUGGUUCCCUUAGCAACAACUGAGGGAGAUAGAGGAGAGUCACUUUCUCUUUUGUGUGUGUGUGUGUGUGUGUGUGAGUAGAGAGAGGGGGGGGGGUCACACCCCUCUGGACUGUUGUGGGCAUCGAGUAACACCCAGAUUCUGGGAGCAGUCGCUCAUUUGACUAAGAGUCCACUGUAACUGUCUCUCAUCCGUUGUGAUUUUUUUUUAACUCGUUCAAUCAACGAGCAAUUUCAUAGGUUUAGGAUUUAAUUCAUCCAGAUCCUACGCCACCUGGAAUAAAUCCUUCUAUUGGGAAGGGAGAUUGAAUUCUCCAGGAAAAGACCCGCAUCGGUCCAUUUAUCCUCUCCCUGACAACAACUGAAAGAUGUCACGAUUAAGUUGUCAUCCGCAAACAAACGGGGAUCUGAAGUUUAUUUUGACACAACUUCUGACGUCAACCGGAAUAUCCACGUUUUUUCCAUAACCAUCGGCAAGUCAACAUAUUUAAUCCAAAAAAAGUUGUGCUCAUCUUUCUCUAGGAAAGUGGGUGUGUGGACUGUUACAGCAUGCUACAAUGUUGCUGUUUUUCAAGUGCAAAAGGGUAAAGUAUAGAACUGUGUUUUAAAUAGCAUCUCCUCCAGAACCAUUUGAGUUGUACACACUGACACAUGAGAUGAGUUGGCUCAGUGUGAUUAUGUAAGAUUUUUUUUUUUUAUUACAGCUUAGGCACUUUUUUUUGCCUCUUCUAUUUUCCAUGGAUUUAUCGUGUUUGACUUCUCCUGCACUCACUUUCUCCCCGGUUUUGGACGGACGCCAUCGCUGCCAGAGAGUGACCCUGUGCCGGGUGUGCGGAGCGAGGAAAGGUGUUUUGGUCGUCCAGGUGCUUUUAAGAUGUUGAGGUCUCCCUGCGUGGCCGGGCCCCCUGUUCGGAUCAGUAGCACUGAGGCUCCUCGUAGCCAAAGACAUGGACCCCGACUCGGCUCCCCCACGCCCUCAGCCUGUUGGCCACUGGCCCCACGUCACCUUGUGAAGGAUGUCCCUCAGCAGAGCUCCGGCCCGGGACACCUCUGAGACCCCCAGCCCGAGAGAACGCAUCCGCAGCCACAUGAAGAUGGUGAUUGACCAGCUGGAAGGAAUUCUCAGAGAGCUGAAAGAUGUGGCCAAGGAACUUCGGGAGGUGGUGGGCCAGAUCGAUAAACUGACGUCAGACUUUGACUUUGACCUGGAUCCAGAUGACUGGACGGUGGCAACGGCGAGCAGCACGUCCAGCAGCGAGCGCGGCCUCGGGGAAGCCUUCCGCCUCGACUUCCUCAACGCCGACGUGCUGUCCGACAGCUGGGAGUUUUGCGGCUACCUGGAGUCGGCCAGUGGGGCGUGUGCGCGAACGCCCAGCGAGCUACCGAUGGGGUGUUACCCCAGAGCGCCCACGGGCCGCGGGACCAUACCCACGCAGACGCCCAACCUUCCCGCUGCCGCCAUGGCUUCAGUUUACUCGCAAAUGAACGGCGGGCUGCCCAUCCCCAACGGACCACGCAUCAUCACUCCAGAUUCAUCCAGCGAGGAGGCCAGCAGCUCCACACACAGCCACAAGACGAGGGAGCGGGUCCGAUUCAGUGACAAGAUCCUCUACCAUGCACUGUGCUGCGAUGACGAUGACGAAGAGGAGCAGGAGGAACUACCAGAUGACAAGAGCGGCCGGGCCACACCUGACAGCGACAGCGAGCAGAGCCUCCUCGCCGAACCUCUCACACCCAAACGUUCUUCCUCCGAGCACUCGCUCCUUCACAACUGCCUCGACCCCUCUUACGUGCCCCCGUCGGCAAGAAGCAUGACGGGAGCGCACACGUUACCCAGGAAAGGCCUCCUGAACCCCAGCUGCCGUAAAAAACUGCUCAGAAACAGCAGCACGCAAACUGUGUCGGAUAAGAGCACCCAAACUGUACUGCCCUAUAUUCCAAACAAACAGAAAACAAAGGAGCACUGAGCCAGCCAGAAUUUUCCUCUGUUUAUCAUACAGCUCACCAUAAGAACUGUGCAUUGUUUAAUAUUAAAUACAUAGCUAAUAGAUUAAUACACAAAUAAAUGAAUUACUAAAUAAAGAAAUGCUAUAUGGGGAAAAAAAUCACUGGGCUCCCUAAAUUCAUUCCAAAAUUCAGGUUAGGAACAUGCAUUGAAUCUUGGAAACAAAAGUGAAAACUGUAACUGUAACUCAAACCUUUAACUUUAAAAUGAUAUGAAACCCCCCAUUUUAACCCUACCUUAACCCUUUCCCCUAAACCUGAUCCCUGUCCCCAAACCCAAACUAUAAACUUACUAUACCCCUGAUCUCAAACACGGAACGAUGUACUUCCCCCUUUUUUUUCGUUGUUGUUGUUUUUUGCCCCCCUUUUUCUGAUCUCUUUCUAUAUUUUCGAGACAGAGGGAAGACAUUUUAAUAUAUAAAACAGUAUAUGUAAGAGAUGACUUUUUGGGGGGUUUUUUUGUUUUUUUUAACAAAAAUCACUGCCUGUGUUUACUCUACCUCUAACCAAUAACUCCCAUUUUUAACCUUACCUGGAACAUCUAACCUAAACUCCAACCCUUUAUCCCCUAGCUGCAAACUAUAAAAUAAACCGCCAUUCCAUGACCUAACCCCAAAAUUAAACCCUCUCUAACCACACACCCUAAUUUUAACGAUAACUGCAAAAUAAAACCUAAAGCAUCACUCUUAUCCCAGCCCCUGAUUCUAACAGCAUCAAUGCGUCUUUGUUUUUCCAUUUCAGGUUGUUGUCAUGGCAACGUUGAGAACAAAAUUUCACACUUGCCAAUGUGAUAUCGAGUCAGGUUGAUUUAUAUAGCCCUAUUCACAAUAGAAGCCAACUCAAGGCACUCAAGGUCAAGAAAAGUACUCCUCGCAGAAAAUUGCCUGAACCCCUUUGUGAGCAAGCACUACUGCAAGGUACACCGAACCAAGACUCAAUGCAAGGCGGCAGUCUGCCUCGACUGGUCGGGUUAUUUAUGGAGAAGAAUUUGGAGAAAAGUGAGUUUGAGGUGAGUCAUGUUGUUUAUGCUAGUGUUCAUACUCGGUUAGCAUUAGCCAGCUAGGUUGCACACCUGAGUAGCUGUAACUGGCACAAUUAUCUUCACAUCAUUUCAGGUCGGUUUGCGGACGGAUUGCUGAUGCUUUUUACAUUAGUUACUAGAAGAAAAUUCCAAGCAUUACCAGUUAAUGUGUUGUAGAAGCAAUUUCUGGGCUUUUACUGUUUUGGUAUGUCUUGUAGAAGCUAUUUCUGCGCUUGUCCUGUUUUGCUAUGCCUUAGCUCUGAACAUUGCGAAACGGUUGAACGCGGGUGAAGUGAACCAUCGUCAAAAAAUUUGAAUGGGCAACACUUCGCCGCACACCACACAAGUGAGCGCUGCAUAUUUGUUUCCACUUUUUUUAUUUUAUUUUGUUUUGCUGUGUAACUGUCAUGUUUUGCGUGAUGGCCAUAGACCCAAACAGCAGAGAGGCUAAAGUGGAGCAGGGUGGACUGAGCAAAAUAUAUUAACAAAAAAACUAACUCAAAUACACAAGCAAAGUGCUGAAAACCCUAUGAAGUCAAAGUAAUAAACAAACAAAACCUAUGACAGAAACAAAACAGAGCUGACAGAACCCAGGGAAAUAAAUACAAGCAAAUUGACGAGACAAGAAACACAGAGACAAGGCACAAAGGGUUGAGGGACCCGGAUGACAAGAACAGGUGGAGACAAAAAAUGUGGUUUCUGCAGUUGCUCAAGACUACAGAUGCAAAUGUCAGUGAAAAUUACAUCAUACGUCUCAAUCUCAUGUGAACAGAAGCAGUUGAAAAUCCCUUAUACAAUGCCUAACAUUUACGGGUUUCGCCCUCCUGUACGCCCAGCGGAGGUGUCCUUCAAGGCAUCGGCUCAGAGCUAAAUGGAUUU